Molecule: messenger RNA, 1632 nt
Organism: Kalmanozyma brasiliensis GHG001
Lineage: Eukaryota; Fungi; Basidiomycota; Ustilaginomycetes; Ustilaginales
Product: Peptidase S10, serine carboxypeptidase
Exons: 1
Coding region: 1-1632 (543 amino acids)
Biological process (GO): proteolysis
Cellular component (GO): fungal-type vacuole
Molecular function (GO): serine-type carboxypeptidase activity
Source: RefSeq, a predicted model, not a curated record
AUGCGGGUGUCCAGCUCCCUCAGCGUCGUCGCCGUAGCCAUCGCGGCUGCGGUGACAGAAGCGGCUCAGAUCCCUUUCUCCCUUCAGCGAUCGCAACCCGCCAAGGUGCUCGACCACCCCAACCUGCCCGCUCACAGCCUGCGUGUCGUCUCCCCGCCCUCGUCGAUCUGCGACCCUUCCGUCAAGUCGUAUUCUGGCUAUCUCGAUGUGGACGUCGACAUGCUCUCCAAGCACGACCCUUCCUCGCACUUUACCUCUUCCGCCUUCUCCACUACCAAGCACGAGAAGGACGGCCGAACCAAAGGCGCCAUCGAGCACUUCUACUUCUGGGCAUUCGAAUCGCGCAACGACCCCAAGACCGAUCCCGUCGUGCUGUGGCUCAAUGGUGGACCUGGUUGCUCGUCCUUCACGGGUCUGCUGAUGGAGCUCGGACCCUGCAACGCCGUCGACCCUGCCUCUCGGGAUGGCAAGCCAGGAGCCGAGAAGAACCCUUGGGCGUGGAACAGCAAUGCGACCAUGAUCUUCCUCGACCAACCCGUCGGCGUCGGCUACUCGUACGUCGACUGGGCCAACAAGUCCCGCACCGACAAGCCACCUUCGCGCGUCUUCUCCGCCGAAUCCGCCGCUAAGGACGCUUCGGCGUUCUUGCACCUCCUCGCCAUGCACAUGGGCAAGGAGAUCUUCUCGGGCGACGGAGACGAGUUCUCCUCGUUCCACAUCGCCGGUGAGAGCUAUGCCGGUCGCUACAUUCCCCUCACCGCCAACCAGAUUGUGGAGGACAACAAGCGCAUUGCCAAACAUCCGGAGCUCAACCUUCGCCCCCUGCCCCUGCGCAGUGUGCUGAUCGGAAAUGGAAUCACCAGUCCGAAAGACCAGUUCCCGGCGUAUGUCGAGUAUACGUGCACCGACGUCUCGGGUGCCGACCAGCCGCUGUUGCCCAAAAAGACGUGCAAGGCGAUGAAGGAGAGCAUCCCGACGUGUCUGACGUUGGUCGAAAAAUGCAAUCGCAAGCCGCGUCAUGGCGAGACGUACGAUGUGCUCGCUUGUCAGGCAGCAUCCAACUACUGCGAAGGUGCGCUCUCCAGCCCGUACGACUCGCUCAAGCGUUCGCCCUACGACUGGCAGCAUCCCAGCAAGUACGUCGAGGAGGACUGGGUAGCUGCGUUCCUCAACGAUAAAGAUACCCAGCGCGCGCUGGGCGUCGACGGCACGGGACCGGGCGACAAGCACGACGGCGUCUUUGUCGGCUGUUCCGACAAUGUCUAUGCCAACUUUGCCAAGACCGGCGACGGAUCCCGCGAGUCUACUUGGGCCGUCGCCAACAUCCUCGCCAACGACGUCCGCGUCCUGACCUACAGCGGCAAGCGCGAUUUCAUCUGCAACUACGUCGGCAACCGCGCCUGGUCCGAGGCGUUGGAAUGGGAGGGCAAAGAGGAGUACAACAAGGUUGAGCUCAAGCCGUGGUUCGUGGGUGAAAGGGACGAGGUCAAGGCGGGAGACUUCAAGACGUACGGCAAUCUGACGUACGUUAUUGUGGACGAGGCAGGUCACUUUGUUCCUCAUGACAAGCCGCAGAGCGCUUUGGACAUGUUUAAUAGGUGGUUGCACGGCGAGCAUCCUGGUCAGCUGUAG